AUGUGCGGGAUGGGAGAGGAGAGGUUGCCGAGGAUUUUAUGGGAGGCGAAGUGGGCAAACAAAAAGAGGGGUAGACAACCCACGGAAUGGGUCAAGGUUGUAGAGGACGUAUGGAAGGGGCUCGACAUCGACGAAGAUGAAACGCUGGAAACGGAGGGUCUACAGGGGUUCAAGGAGAAGAUAUCUGUUGCUUGUGCCGAGAGAGAAGAACAGAAUCUGAGGAAAGAAUCCAAGGAUAAGGAGGGUCUAGAAGUGUACGGAAUGUUGAAGGAAGGAAUAGGGUUCAAGGACUACCUACAUGGACCAAUGGAUGCAGGAACAAAGCUUAAGGUCAAAUUCAGGACCGGGGACAUAGGCCUUCGAGAACGUCGACGAAGACAUAGGACGGUAGACGAGGAAGACGACGAGUUCAAAUGUGAUUGCGGCUUCGAAUGCGAAGACCGUGUUCAUGUAGUCGCGGAAUGUCCGUUGUACAAGAAGGAGAGGGAAGUGUACGUGACUGAGCUGGGAAAAAUAGAUGGGACGUUCAGGGAUAUGUUUGAGGCAUGGAAUAGAGAGGAAAUGACGGUAGCUGUCCUGGGGCAUAGGAGGUGGGUUGAAAAGGCGGGAAGGGAUAUCGUUAGGAUAGACAGACUAGGGAAGACAUUUUUGAGCCACCUUUGGCAAAGUAGAAGGGAACGAUUGGCCAUCGGUGAUCGGUCCUGUGGGAACAAUGCUCCGUCCUCUCGAGGACGCGUGGUCAAUGGUCUAACCGCUAAGGCAUGCAAAACAUAAGAGUACGCCCCCCCCCACCA
This is a messenger RNA of Ectocarpus sp. CCAP 1310/34, 794 nucleotides long. Lineage: Eukaryota; Phaeophyceae; Ectocarpales; Ectocarpaceae. The record is from the annotation of a GenBank genome assembly.